UUCAAAGUAGUUUUUAUUUUUUAACACAAAAAUGAAUAUCUUAACGCCAAUAUUCAAUGGUCCAACUAAAAAUAAUUGCAUCAAGAAUUGAGCAUCCGAGACAGACCUUUUCUUUUCGUUUUUUUUUUCAUCAAUUUCUCUUUCUCUCUCCACCAUCCAUUUUCUUCGCACCCAGGAGCAAAUCAAGAAUCUCAUCAUGGAUCCCUACCAAUUCUACACCGGUGAAAAGCCAUCACCACCGCCUCUACAGUCGUCACAGCAACCACUACCACGACCACCACCACCACCACAAAAGAAACAGAACCAAAUCCAAGGUCCACGUCCUACAGCCCUUAAAGUACAUCACGACUCGCACAAAAUCAAGAAACCACCGCUUCCGCCUCCACCACAACAGCCAGUGAUCAUCUACGCUGUCUCUCCAAAAGUCAUCCAUAUCAAAGAAUCUGAAUUCAUGACCGUCGUUCAACGCCUGACUGGGCUCUCCUCCGGUGACUUCUCCUCCGGGGACGGGCAAGUAUCACCAGCUGCGAGACUAGCUGCCACAGAAAAGGCAAGUCCAAGGGAAAGAAACCCUAACAAUAGUAACCCUGAUGAUGGCGGUAGUGAUAAUGAUCUUAUGGCUAUGAUAGAGAGUGUCGAGAUUGGUCAAAUUCCGGGGAUACUAUCACCGGCACCGGCGAUGUUAUCUCCGGUACCACCUGGGUUUUUCUCUCCGAUAACAGACCCAAAUUUCUUUAAUGAUGUUAUGCUGAGUUCUAGUCCAUAUGGAAAUAAUUACGGCAGCAAUUUUAUUCUUAGUCCUUCAAGUUUAUUAUCAGCUUCUAAUAUACUGUCUCCGUUACCUUCACCUGAUCUCUUUAACCUUCUUAUGGACUUGUAAUUAACCAAAAAGAAAAAAGAACGGUGGUGGGUGCUCCUCAUGUUAUUGUAUUGACCAAGAAAAACAGGGAAGAAAGAGGCUGGAUACCAACAUAUUCUUUGAGUUGACUGACUUUUGUUCUUGAAGUAUAGUAGAAGAAAAGUAGCAAGAUCAAUUCUAUUGUAAAAUCUUCUUUGUAAUUUUUUUUGUAGAGGUGAAGGUUGUAUUCUUAUUUAUUAAUUAAUGGCAAGUGUCAUUAUUGUAGAGUUGUUUUUGUUUUUGUUAGGGCUUAUUUAAUGGCUUGAGCCUUUUGAGUUUGAGGAUUGGGUGAUUGAA
Ricinus communis (castor bean) is the source of this 1195-nucleotide messenger RNA. RefSeq names its product protein MKS1. The transcript has a single exon. Gene Ontology annotation, cellular component: nucleus. The record is from RefSeq and is a predicted model, not a curated record. Bases 197 to 880 code for a protein of 227 amino acids. Lineage: Eukaryota; Viridiplantae; Streptophyta; Magnoliopsida; Malpighiales; Euphorbiaceae.